AAGCCGUGCUGUCUCCGCCCUCCUCGCCCACUCCGCCUCCAGGCAGCCAGCUCGUUAGUCCGCCGCUCACCGUCCCGCUGUUACGCGGAGCCUCGGCGUCUUUUUUUUCUCCCAAGCGAGUCCUUCACGGGCCGCGCUUCGCCGAGAUUAAAGUCUUUGCGAACUUAGUUCUCCAGCUUCACGCGACUGUCCAUGGAGAAAAUGGCCGGACUUCUUCCCAGCAACACAACUUUCCUGCCGCCGACUCAUGGCGUCCUCAAGUCCCUGCUGGAGAAUCCCCUCAAGCUGCCCUUCCAGCACGACGAAGGCUUUGGCAAAGAGAAGAAGUUGGAGGAUGAGAGCGGCGUGGCCAACCCGCCACAGUCGGCCUUCCUGGGCCCCACCCUGUGGGACAAGACGCUGCCCUACGACGGCGACAAUUUUCAGCUGGAGUACAUGGACCUGGAGGAGUUCCUUUCCGAGAACGGCAUUCCCGCCAACACGGCGCAGGGCGAGCAGCGACACCAGCAGGCCGCGACCCCGGCCCCGCAGCCGCCCCAGGCCCUGCCCACGCCCUCCGUGGUGGACCUCAGCAGCCGCGCCACCACCUCCUUGCACACGCCCAUGCCGCAGCCCUGCCUCCACAGCCCCGGCGCCGCAGCCCGGGACACGCCCAGCCCCAUCGACCCUGAGUCCAUUCAGGUGCCCCUGGCCUACGAGCCAGACCCGGCAGACCUGGCGCUGUCCAGCGUUCCCGGCCAGGCCGUGUUCGAUCCCAGGAAACGCAAGUUCUCCCCCGAGGAGCUGAAACCACAGCCCAUGAUCAAGAAGGCCCGCAAGAUCUUCAUCCCCGAAGACCUGAAGGACGACAAGUACUGGGCGCGGCGCAGAAAGAACAACGUGGCGGCCAAGCGCUCGCGGGACGCCCGGCGGCUGAAGGAGAACCAGAUCGCCAUCAGGGCCAGCUUCCUGGAGAAGGAGAACGCCGCCCUCCGCAUGGAGGUGUCCGACCUGCGGAAGGAGCUGGGCCGCUGCAAGAACAUUGUGGCCAAGUACCAGGCCCAGCACGGGCCGCUGUGAAUCCCCGCCCACUGCCUCGGCAUUCCCGCUCUUUGACCCCUGACCCCACCUCCCUUUAAAGGACAAACUGUCUCCUGGUUGCCACAACACACACAAAGUCAUUUUUCACUUUGUUCUCAGCCUCCUGCUAAAAAGCCAUGUGACUUGGGCACUUUUUUUUAUCUUCUCGCUGCGCUAAGCUCCGCCCCCUCAGCCACGGUUCACCAGUGAGCAAUAAAGCCGCUGCCCCUGUGCACUAAAGCCUCGCUCACAAUCUCCCCCCCCCCACCCCCCCCCACUGUUGACAUGUCGCUCCAUGACCGAUGGUGUCGUUUCAGCAUGAAUUCCCUAUUUUUUCUUUUGUUUUUCAAACUUCUAUCUGCUUGUGUUGAGCGUAGUAACCCCCCCCCCCCCCCCCCCAUCCCCCCUCUGCGUGGUAGAACCUUCGUGUCUGCGUAGCCGCCCGUCUUGGCCAAGAUGGCGACAUGAAUGUAAAGAACGUGCUGACCAAGGAAAAAAAAAAAGCAAAGGUUGGUUUUAAAUGAGUUUGUUCACCACAGACCAAACCAAUCGCUCCAGAGAUGAUCUAUUGGUUACAAGAGAUGUUUAUACAAACCUAAUCUAUACGUUGUUGUUUUGUACAGUAUUUUUCCUAUACAUUACUGAACUAUGUACUUUAAAGGCAUAACAGAUCCAGAAUAUUAAAGACUUCGAGAAUA
Entelurus aequoreus (snake pipefish) is the source of this 1757-nucleotide messenger RNA. RefSeq names its product HLF transcription factor, PAR bZIP family member a (gene hlfa). Gene Ontology annotation, cellular component: nucleus. The record is from RefSeq and is a predicted model, not a curated record. Lineage: Eukaryota; Metazoa; Chordata; Actinopteri; Syngnathiformes; Syngnathidae. Gene Ontology annotation, molecular function: RNA polymerase II cis-regulatory region sequence-specific DNA binding; DNA-binding transcription factor activity, RNA polymerase II-specific. The transcript has 4 exons. Gene Ontology annotation, biological process: regulation of transcription by RNA polymerase II. Bases 193 to 1059 code for a protein of 288 amino acids.